UCCCCGCUGGACUGGAGCCGCGCUAUAAGCGCCGCGCUGCGCUCCCGCGCCGGCAGAACGCGGCUGCCACCGGCACGGGAGUAUCGUGCCCCGAACCGAGCCUGGGAUCUCCGUGCCCCAACCGAGCCUGGGCUCUCUGUGUCAAGCCGAACUGAGCCGGAGCUCUGCGUGCCCCGAACCGAGCCUUAGCUCUCCGUGCUCCGCCGAGCCCAGACGCUCCGUUCCCUGUCGAACCGAGCCCAGACGCUCCGUUCCCUGACGAACCGAGCCCAGACGCUCCGUUCCCUGUCGAACCGAGCCCGGACGCUCAGUGGCCCUCCGAGCCUCGCCCCGCCGCCGCGAUGCUGCCCGGCCGGACCCUGCGCAAAGCAGCGCCUCCAGCCGCUCCUGCAGGGCGGGAGGCGGCGGCGGCGGAGUGCGCCCUGGAGCUGACCCGCAUCGGCGACAGAUGGAACCUGCGGCAGAGGAUCCUCAACCUCUUCGCCAAGCUGUUCUUGCCGAACCCCGAAACGUCGGCUGCCCGCGGACACGGCGAGAGGAGCAGAGGAAGGCCUUGGCUUUGCGGUUUUGGACGAAAAGGCUCCACAGACAGCGGGAGAUGAAGAGACCUCAAAUCUCGCUGCGUUGUAUUUAGCUGUCCGGAGCCGCUGCAGGAUGGCUAUCACAUGAUUUCUCUGAAGGAUGUUACAGCAAUACUGGCGUAUGAAUGCCAGGUGGGAAAAAAAGAUAACGAUGGGCAGAGCCCCUAAACUGUGUGGGGGUGACUUGGGGCAAGCUGGUGACCUGGGGAGAUUUGGGGCAAGACUGAACUUGCCCUUCCCCAUGAGAACACUUUGACAACACUUUCAGGUACUUGGGUUCCCCAGUCACCCCCUGGUCCUCAUGUCCCAUAGCUGUGUUUCACCGAGGAGUUCAGCCCUCCUCCAGGACGAAGCCAAAAAAAUUGUCAGUGUUUUGGAACUUGGAAUCACAUACCACAAAGGAAAAGCCAGUUGCUGGAUUUUUGACUGCUCCUUCUUUCUGAAGUAUGGAUCCUGCUGGACAGGGAUCUGGUGGUGGGAAUUAAAAUUUGUUAAAGACAACCACUAUCUCUAUUGAAAGGUUAUUUGUUACAGGAUUUUUUUUUUGCAGUCUAAAAGUUGUAAUUCUAUAAAUUAACACAGUGUUGCAUAGUUCUAAUCUAUAUUAUAAAUAUAUAGUAUAAGUUUAUAUAUAUAGUAUGUAUACGUAAGACAUAAAUGUGUGCACUGCUAGUGCAUGAGAAUUUAACAGAACUAUUAACCAAAAGCUGUUUGCUUAAUCUCAAAACAUAGUAUGAAAAAAUAUUCAAAAUAUGACAAAAUUCAAUAUAAAAAGUUACUAUAUAAACUCCAAAAAGGGCAUAAUAUUUUCUGAUGAUAAAGGAAAUAAAUAAUGCUUCAGAAAGGGAAGCACACUUUGGCAUUAUAUAAGAUAUGUAUAUGAAUAUAUAUUACACAAACACAGAUAUUGAGGUAAUUGUGGAAUGAUUCCUUCAAUAUUAUAAAGAAUUUCUGGAUAACAGUACAAUUCAGCUAUGUCUUUAUAAGUAAAAAAAUAGACUCUAAAGUUGAAUCUCAAGUUUUGCUGAGAAUGUUAUUUAUUCAAAGAAAGCAUCUACCUCUCUUUGAAGAAAUAAUAUCGAUAGAAUUGAGCGUUACAGUGAUACAAGAAAGUAGUCUUAAAUUUUUGAAUGUUUAAUUACACUUACAGGCAAAGGUUGUUCCCUUGUGCUUUAUUUCCAUUUCAUUUCAUGGCCUCAUUUUGGUUCCAGAGUGGUGGAGCUGCUGCAGCACAUCCAGUGGAUGGUGAUGCACCGUCGCCACUGAGGGGUCACAGGGAAUGACCCAUCUCACUGAGGGGAUAUUACCUUUGGCUGGCUUCAGAGGAGCUGAAUUAAACAUCCUGAUCGCUGUCAAGGCAAACAGGAACUUUGCUAGUCAAUUAAUGUCAGGCUCCAUCCUAAACAGUGUUUUUCAUGGGUCCAAGAUAGCAAGAAAAAGGCUGAAGCUGUUUCAUAGCUACCUCUAAGGUAACUGGUUAGAGUUCCUUCUCUUAACUAACCUUGUAUAUAAGUAUGUUUGCGUUUUAUAAGGCUGUGUAGCCACACUUUGGUAUUAGUGUCUAUUCAAAUUGUGUCUUCUCCUGUUUUGUAGUGAAUUAUUGUUUGUAUUUAUAAUUUAUUUUUCUGUUAUCUCUUCUUAAUCUGCCUUUGCAAAAUUGUAAUUCUAAAGCACCAGUCACUCUCACAACCAGCUGUGCAGGGGCUGUGUAUUGACACUGACUUCUGUCACUGAGCAGAAGAUGACUGACUUUGCCUUCUUUCCACGUGGAAGACUUCACUCCAGCCAUCCCAGUGGUGUUACAGGCAACUUUGCUGUUGUCUUGAGCCACGUGCAUGGUUCCUUCCCUCUCUAAGCCUGCCAGUAGCUUUUCAGGGAGAACAUAAUGUUUCAAGAAUAGUUGUUAUUUAUCUUACCACUGCAAAGCAGUUCAUUUUGCUGACAUAUACAUAGGUCAGAUUUUAGGUACUAAAAAGUAAAUGCAAAGAGUUUCAGACCAGCAGAACACCAGCUCCCAGGUUGGCACUGUAUCCAGCUGGGCAAAUCUUCAUCCGAGACAGCUCCAGCUUUAAAAGAAGAGUUGCUGUUUUAUAUCCUGCUUGGUGGAGUCUUGGAAUUUUCAUCAAGGACACUGAACAAUGACCACGCCUGUCUGGAACUCUCAGAGGAAUUCAGCAUUAGCAUUCACAUUGGUAGCUGAAAAGUAUGUGAAUAAAACUGUUCUGUUCAAUGAAUGCUGCUUGCAAAGUCAACAGGAAAUGAGGUGUGGAUUUUCUGAGCCCACCCACUUCUUCAGGCUGUAGCACAUAUGAGUUUUACCAAAAACAAGUAUAUUCAUAAAUGCAUUGUCAUGGGGAUAUCCAAGUUCAGUGUUAGCACAGUAUUUGUCUGCCUAGCUAUGCAAAGACUACUUGCUUUUUUUUGAAAUGUUUUAGAUGUUUCUGUGCAUUGUUAAGAAUGGUAGCGUUCAACAGGAACUCAGGAAAAAUGCAUGGACACAAGAGGUCAAUGCCAAUGUAUGACCAAGCGCUUGCUGAUGCCCACCCUAGAUUUCUUUUGUUACUUCUGCAAAGGAUCUGCUUUAUGACUUUAUCAACAUGGGUUUGUUUUCCUUAAGGCCUGUUCUGGAUGUGUGCCAGAAGUGUUGCUGUAUGCCUCAUGCAUGUGUGUCUUGAAUUCGUGCUAAGAUAAUAAACACGAAGUGUUUACCAGAAAAAUGA
This is a messenger RNA of Catharus ustulatus (Swainson's thrush), 3301 nucleotides long. It is a transcript of the gene PMAIP1, whose product is annotated as phorbol-12-myristate-13-acetate-induced protein 1. Lineage: Eukaryota; Metazoa; Chordata; Aves; Passeriformes; Turdidae. The record is from RefSeq and is a predicted model, not a curated record. Bases 342 to 602 code for a protein of 86 amino acids. Gene Ontology annotation, biological process: apoptotic process; release of cytochrome c from mitochondria; DNA damage response. The transcript has 2 exons.